GUGGCCCGGUGCAGAGGCCGCCCCCCCCCCAGCCAGGCGGGGAGGAGGGGAGGCGGCCACUGGCUCCUCCUCGCUCCCCUCUGACCCGGUGUCUAGUCUCUCCGUCUUCCUGUUCCAAACCACGUGGACGCGCCGGGGGCUGUGGGGCUGCGGGAGGCAGCUAGGGCCGCCACCGCCGUUGUAUCCCCCCGCCGCUCGGGUUGCGCCCUCCGCGUCCGUCUGAAGUCGCAGCUCCCGGACUGCCCGCGCCUUUGCAGAGGGCGCGCACAUGGCGACCCAGACGCACUGCCUCAGCUACGCGGGGUGCAACUUCUUGCGCCAGCGUCUGGUCCUGUCUACCCUGAGCGGGCGCCCCGUCAAAAUCCGAAAGAUUCGGGCUAGAGACGACAACCCGGGCCUCCGAGAUUUUGAAGCCAGCUUCAUAAGACUGUUGGACAAAAUAACUAAUGGUUCUCGAAUUGAAAUAAACCAAACAGGAACAACCUUAUAUUACCAGCCUGGCCUCCUAUAUGGUGGAUUCGUGGAACAUGACUGUAGCGUCCUUCGCAGCAUUGGCUAUUACCUGGAGAGUCUCCUUUGCCUGGCUCCAUUUAUGAAGCACCCAUUAAAAAUAGUUCUGCGAGGAGUAACCAACGACCAGGUUGAUCCUUCGGUUGAUGUUCUUAAGGCAACAGCACUCCCUCUAUUGAAACAGUUUGGGAUUGAUGGUGAAUCGUUUGAGCUAAAGAUUGUGCGACGGGGAAUGCCUCCUGGAGGAGGAGGCGAAGUGGUUUUCUCAUGUCCUGUACGGAAGGUCCUGAAGCCCAUUCAGCUCACAGAUCCAGGAAAAAUCAAACGUAUCAGAGGAAUGGCGUACUCCGUGCGUGUGUCACCUCAGAUGGCAAACCGGAUUGUGGAUUCUGCAAGGAGCAUCCUGAACAAGUUCAUACCCGACAUCUAUAUUUACACAGACCACAUGAAGGGCGUCAACUCUGGGAAGUCUCCGGGCUUUGGGUUGUCACUGGUUGCUGAGACUACCAAUGGCACCUUCCUCAGUGCUGAACUGGCCUCCAACCCCCAGGGCCAGGGAACAGCAGUGCUUCCAGAGGACCUCGGCAGGAACUGUGCCAGGCUGCUGCUUGAGGAAAUCUACAGGGGUGGCUGUGUGGACUCAACCAACCAAAGCCUGGCACUACUGCUCAUGACCCUUGGACAGCAGGAUGUUUCCAAAGUCCUGCUAGGACCACUCUCUCCCUACACGAUAGAAUUUUUGCGGCAUUUGAAGAGCUUUUUCCAGAUUAUGUUUAAAAUUGAAACCAAGCCAUGUGGUGAAGAACUCAAGGGCGGGGAUAAAGUACUGAUGACCUGUGUUGGCAUUGGCUUCUCCAACCUUAGCAAGACGCUCAAGUGAUAACUGUAACAAGAUAAGGCCCCAGUGCCUACGGACAAAGCAGAGACUGCCAAGGACAGCAAAGGGACCAAGUCCAAAUGUAUUCUUCCAGGACAGGACAGCUACUUAUAUUAAAGACUUGCUUCAUUUUCUGUUUAAAAAAAAAUCUCUAUGUAAAUAAAAGAUAUCUCUGUAUCAUGUGGUUUCCUGCCAUUUCUCCAGUGGCAUUGAUAUUCCUCAGGAGACCCAGUCACCGUAAGUUCCCUCGGCUUACCUGGAGGAAGAGUGUGCCUUCGGGACAUGGUUGUCCAGCUAGAACAGUGUUGCAGCUGCGUUCAGCCAUGCUUCCUCAGCCCACAUGGCUGGGCUUAUGUCAUCUGGUCAUUUUCCAGACCUGUGGAGUAACCUGUGGUUACUGUUCUUUCUGGAAGGACUUAACCUCUUUGAGCCUCGGUUUCUAUUGUAGGGAUUAAAUGAGAUAAUAUAUGUGGAAGUUAUUUUAUGAGUUGUGCAGUGCUGUGCAAAGGUCAGAAAUUGGUAUAUUAGACUAUUUGAUCUCUUCUGAAUGGAUUGCUAUUAUGGACACAGAUACUGAUCCUUAUCUGGUUCAUUGUAUGCUUAUGUGAGGGCUGGGUAGCUAUAGAGGACAGGAGUCCAACUAAAGUUCUGGGUGUUUUCUGCAGCCCAGAUGUGCUAUACAUUUUGUUUUAUUCUUACAAUAACCCUAUAAUGUAAAUUUUAUCUCCAUAAGAAAAUUCAAAAAGGGUAUUUUGUUCCUUUGAAAUUUAUAAUGUAAAGACAUUAGAUCUCCUGAUGUUAAGAUCUAAAUGUAA
Molecule: messenger RNA, 2202 nt
Organism: Propithecus coquereli (Coquerel's sifaka)
Lineage: Eukaryota; Metazoa; Chordata; Mammalia; Primates; Indriidae
Gene: RCL1
Product: RNA terminal phosphate cyclase-like 1
Exons: 9
Coding region: 269-1390 (373 amino acids)
Biological process (GO): endonucleolytic cleavage of tricistronic rRNA transcript (SSU-rRNA, 5.8S rRNA, LSU-rRNA); ribosome biogenesis
Cellular component (GO): nucleolus
Molecular function (GO): RNA endonuclease activity
Source: RefSeq, a predicted model, not a curated record